Messenger RNA from Marchantia polymorpha subsp. ruderalis, 1972 nucleotides. Lineage: Eukaryota; Viridiplantae; Streptophyta; Marchantiopsida; Marchantiales; Marchantiaceae. The record is from the annotation of a GenBank genome assembly.
CGGUGAGCAGGACGUGCCGCCGGCGAGCCUUUCUCGUCCAUAGCUCCUGCCGUAUUCUCCCUUUUGUGGACAGCACGGCGGCAGCAGCAGGCGCUCCUUUCGCUCCUUCUUGCCUUCAGGUGCGCGAUCUGACGGGCCCUUGCAUUGCGUCGAGCAGCAGUUUUUGGGAUUUGGGGAGUCAGAGUGGAGACAGUCUGCCAUUCUGUGGGCGAGAGGUUUCCGUGGGCUUAUCUCCAUAAACCCCAGCUUUUGCCGCCGGUCCUCCUCCCGUCGGGUGACGCGCAGGAAUUUCUUGCUCAGGGUUUUUGGAAUAAUUUCGGUCCCGCUGGAUUCUUCACGUCGUGGAAAAGAUUCUUAGAGCUGCGAUCUCCUUUCUCCAUGCCCAUCGAUCCUUUCGAGCUCGAGCGUCAUGGUUACAGUUUUCCUCUCCCUUUUCAAAAGGGAUUCAGGAGAGACGCAGACAGCCUGGAGUCCUUCCGCAUGUUUUACACGAGGCCUGGGCAGAAAGAUGCAAGCACAAGUGCAUGGAGACGGCUCAAAGCGUGAAUAAGGAGAGUGGUGAAUAACACUAAUUUCCUGGAGCUGUUUGACAGGAAGGCGAAUUAGCAUACUCUGCUGAGGUCCACUUUCCAGUUAUCCCUGUUUCCUUUUCAAGAUGACCGGCUUCGAAUGUUGCGAAGGGCAAUCUCCUCCAGAUUCUUCUGUUAUGGCUUUAGUGCCGGCCCAAUCGAAUGCAAACAAGGGAAAGGAGAAAAGAAUAAGGGCGGAAAAUUGGACCUGGGAGGAAACGGUGCGUCUAGUUGAAGCCAAAAAGCGAGAAUGGGAGGAGAAAGAAAACGGCAGUUUGCUCAAAUUUACCAGCACUACGGAUAAGUGGACUAAGGUGCAGGAAUAUAUGAAAGAGAGCUCCUUAUUCCGAGCAAGGUCUGUGGAACAAAUAAGACAGAAGUGGGAGGCUCUUUAUAACAGUUGGAAGAAGAUCAAGGUCAGCAAUAGUGAAGCUGGGUCGGGUGAGUAUUGGAUGAUGUCCAAAGAAGAGAAGAAUGAAAAAAGGUUGCCAACUUCAUUCGAUAGAAGGCUGUGGGACAUGCUAAACUCUUUUCUGGGUCAGAAAAAUGUGAACCGCAAUAGUAAGUGCUUCGAUACCAUGUGUGAGGGAGCACCUUCAGCUAAUCCUCACGACGUCCACAAAUCGUACGUCGACCCCUUAGUUGAGGAGUUGAUUGAUGCAAACGGAACAGCAGUUAGUGAUGAUGUCAGUACGAAUCCAGCAGAGAGAGGAGAUUAUGGUCUGAGGCCUGGGAGAAGACCCUUUGGAGAAGGAGAUCUUCUGAGAGGAAAUAUGGGCAAAAGGAGGAAGAGUAGAGGACCUGAUGCUUUUUUAGAGCUAUUAAAGGAGUCAAAUAAGUCGAUUGUAGAAGCACUGACUGUACAAAGAGACGACAAAAGGGAAGAGCUUAAACUUGUGCUUGCCCUGGAGGAACGGAAAUUACAAAUAGAAGAGCGAAAGCUUGAGUUGGAGACUAGGGAUAGGGAGAGCAUGUGUAGAGAUAGAGAGAAAAUUGCGAACGCGAUGUGUUCAAUUAUAGAGGUUCUUGAUAAGCUAGCCAACAAGAUUUAAUUUGUCAGGCUAUAACAAUUUUGAUGCAAAGUAACGUUGUGAAUCAAUGUCACCACUUUUUGGAGCGCAAUACGGCCUUGGGGAGUGAACGCUGUACCUUCACGUUUUUUGGCCGAAAGACUUGAAUCGAUUACAGGAAUGAGUUUUACUUUUGUUUACUGUUUUCCCUGUAAAAGUUGGAUCUUUGGUUUUCAGUCUCUAGUAUGGGGUUUUUUCUGCUCAUUCCUUCCUUGUAGUUGGUGUACUUGCCGAUUCUAGUUAUUUACGCUCUUACAAGUUCGUAUUUUUGACCUUGUAAACCUCUAUUGGACUUCAUGGUUUUGAGGGUUCGAGCAACCGUUUGUUUUAGAG